GUGAUGGUACAAAAAGUGUUGAUGCUCAAGACGUGAGGAGAUUCCUAACGUAGUAACGUGAAUUACCUCUUUUUUUUUAUCAUAUACGAACAUAUCUAUUUUCAAAGAAGUUAUAAUAUACGUAAUAGAGGGAGCUGAUAAAUGCUUAAUACAAAAAUACGAAAAAUCUCGAGAUUUGAGGUUAUGGUCAUUAUUGGGAUUUAAAAUUUUAAAUGUUUAUUUUUUUUUUUAUUAUUAUUAAAUUUUUCUAGUUUUUAAUUUUUAAUACUUGACUCUCCGUCUUUUGGAGAUCUGGGAUCUCAAAUUUUGUGAAAACAAAUGAUUUAUUAGAUUGAAUUAACCGGUACUUUUGAAUUGAUUAUUGAUAGUUUUUAUUAGUUGAUUUAAGUAAACGAACGUUUUGUUAUUAGUGCUGUAAAUUAUAAUCGUUUUCACUCCCCAAAAUGCAUAUUAAACAUGUAUGUAUUGAAUUUGAAAUAUAUGUAUUAUCAUGUCAAGUUUAUAUAACGUUUUCCGAUAACGUACCUAUCGAUUAUGACAUCGAAAUUGAUGUUAAAUCAAUUACUAUAACAUUAGCAGAAAAAGACAUAUACAUUUUAAACAUUAAAGAGUAUACACUUGAAGAAGAUGAAAUUAGUGAUAUCAAAGUUUAUGGCAACAAAUUGCUGUUUCGUGCUCAGUUGAAUAGUUGCCCCAAAACUGAAUCGUCUUGCUUUUCAUUCGCGCCCAAAUACAUGCCUAAAGUGAAAAGUGCCGAAGAAGUCUUCAUUACAUGUUGCUCAUGUCAAAAGUUGUUUGACACAAAAUCAUUUAACUUUCGUAGAGUCUUACCGGUAGAAUUAUAUGAAGUUGAUCAUAUGUUUUGUCACGGAGGAACAGACAAUUUAGUUUUUCAUCCGCAAGAAGAUGACUGCUACUUCGACAAAGUAUCAAUCUAUAUAAGAAAUAAACAUUGGACAUCGUCCAAUUCCGUCAAAUGUAAAAACUGUGAUUUGUGUAUAGGUGUAUGCGUAGAAUACGGAUUAAGAUUGUGGUUGGACUCUGUCAGUUUUAAAUUUGGCCUUAAUGAUGAACAAACAUAUGCCCCACCAUAUGACUGUUUUGCUAUUUUAAUAGAUGAUAUUGUUAAAACGAUGCUUGGACCAAUUUCACAUGUUAUUAUGAAAUUCAAGGAUUCUGUAAAUGCCUUUCAUUAUAUAUUAAUGAAAGUCGUUAAAAAAAGUGAAUUCGCUAUUGCUUUAAAUCCUAAUUGUAAUAACAUUAUUACACUUGAAAGGAAAAAUUGCUCAAGUAUCAUUUGGCAUACAUAUUCUGAUUUUGUGGAAAAAUGGAGAAAUGAUUACUUUGUGACAGAAAUACAAAUAUCAGAAAGAAUGUAUCAAAGUGCAAUUAAAUAUUUAACUGAAAUUAACAAACAAUUCCUUAUUGGAAACUGUUUACCUGGAAUUGAGAAAGCACGAAAAUCUUAUUUAUUCACUGAUUUAACAGAUAUAGUUAAAUAAUUUCUACAUUAUUCUACAAAAAAUAUUGUAUUACUAUAUUACCAAUAAGAAAUUACCCAUAUAAUUAGUCAUUACAAUAUGAUUUCAUGAAUUUUUGUUAAUUUGAUUGUUUAAUUGUCCAUAUUUGUUAAGAUAUUUUGUACAAAAACAUUCCAUUUAUAAUGUAUCAUUGUAAUGUUUUAUAAAUAAUGAUAAUUUUAAUAUAUA
Myzus persicae (green peach aphid) is the source of this 1709-nucleotide messenger RNA. RefSeq lists its product as uncharacterized. The transcript has a single exon. Lineage: Eukaryota; Metazoa; Arthropoda; Insecta; Hemiptera; Aphididae. The record is from RefSeq and is a predicted model, not a curated record. The coding region runs from base 444 to 1502 and encodes 352 amino acids.